CAAAUGCAUCCUAAGAAAGGAAAGGCUUAACCUCGAGGAAGACGGCGUCGUUCUCUAACGCAGCCUCUUCCCACGGUAUAUUCCCCUCGAACCCUUUGCUACUAUCCGUCGAGCGCGUCAUUCCCUGCGCUGCCCUCUGCCGCCCCAUCAUUCAAUCGAAUUCAUACCUUGAUUCAAUGUCUCAGCCAUAAAAUUGCAUAAUAAGACGCUGCCUGCUCUGCAGAUACAGCUUCGGAUCACUCACGAAGUGUCAAAUUUUGUUAUUACGGCUUCGGUUUUGGGGGUCUUUAGGGGCUCAAUAAUCCGUAUAUUUGCUGAGUUUCGUCAGGUGUACCUUAAUUUUGGGGAACCCCUUUCUUUUUCACCCUUUCAUUCCUUUGUUUUCCUCGAGUGAAAAGAAGACCUAAAAACUAUUCAUUAAUCUUGUCUGCACUGAUUAUCAGUAGAUAGGCUGCAAGAGAAGAGAAUCUCAGCAGUAUCUUUUGCUUCUCGGAUGGCUGCAGAUCCCUCUCACCAUGGAUUAUAUGACGCUGGAACUCAAGAGAACGCAGAAGAAGGUGGUGGUAGUUGGUAUUUCUCUAGGAGAGAGAUAGAAGAAAAUUCUCCUUCUAGACAUGAUGGCAUUGAUUUGAAGAAGGAGACUUACUUGCGGAAAUCGUAUUGCACUUUCUUACAAGAUCUGGGUAUGCGACUUAAAGUGCCUCAGGUGACCAUUGCUACUGCAAUAAUAUUUUGUCAUCGUUUCUUUCUUCGUCAAUCUCAUGCCAAAAAUGAUAGGAGGAACAUUGCCACUGUAUGCAUGUUUCUUGCCGGGAAGGUUGAAGAAACACCUCGACCCUUGAAAGAUGUUAUACUUGUGUCAUACGAGGUUAUUCAUAAGAAGGACCCGGCAGCAAUACAAAGGAUUAAGCAAAAGGAAGUCUAUGAACAACAAAAAGAACUGAUUUUGGUGGGAGAGAGGGUAGUUCUGGCUACCCUUGGUUUUGACCUUAAUCUGCUUCAUCCAUAUAAACCCCUUGUCGAGGCAAUUAAAAAAUUCAAGGUUGCACAAAAUGCACUUGCUCAAGUUGCAUGGAAUUUUGUUAAUGAUGGGCUUCGGACAUCUUUAUGCUUGCAAUUUAAGCCCCACCACAUUGCAGCAGGUGCCAUUUUCCUUGCUGCCAAGUUUCUCAAAGUUAAGCUCCCACAUGAUGGUGAGAAGGUUUGGUGGCAGGAGUUUGAUGUCACCCCACGUCAAUUGGAGGAGGUGAGCAACCAAAUGCUAGAACUAUAUGAACAGAACAAAGCACCACCACCUUCUCAUGCCAGUGAAGCAGAGGAAAGUGCUGCUGUAGCAGCAGCAGGAGGUACCCAAAGGCCCACAGGUUCUUCUGUUGCAAAUGAAGAGAACAACAACAUUUCUUAUGGUGGUAGUGCAAAGACAGGGACCUCCAUAGCGUCCUCCUCCCAUAGGCCAAUUCCUGAUCAUUUACAUGCUGAUAAUCAUGUCAGGGGGGGAGGUCAGAACCACAUCAAUGAUUAUGAAAGUUCUGAGAAAAGCAUUUUGGAACGACGCGGUGAUGAUGGUGGCAAGUCAAGUGAUAAGCGGAAUCAUGAAAGAGAGCCACCAUUGCCGUAUCAUGGUGAAGAUGAGCUAGUAGAAGGAAAUGCCGCCGUCAUUGCAUCAUCAAGCAAGCUGCACAAUGGUCGGGCCUUGGAACACAAGGAUGUCACAACAGUUGUCCAGUCACCGCAAGAGGUUAUCAUCAAGAAGAUUGACAAAGACAAGGUCAAAGCGGCACUAGAGAGAAACAGGAAGUCUCGUGGGGAUGCAGCCAGGAAGGUAGAUGUGUUGGAUGAUGAUGAUCUCAUUGAAAGAGAGUUGGAGGACGGGAUAGAAUUGGCUGCCGAGGCCGAAAAGAGCAAGCGGGAAAGAAGACAGAGUUGGUCUAAGCCUUCAAACAGGCCAGAUCAUGACAACACAAUGAAGCACCAUCAAGAGACUUCCACAGGCAAUAGGCAUUACGACCAUCACCACCACCAAGAAAUGAAAGGAGAGGGUCAGUCUUUGGAAAAUGAUGAAGAUUACAAGAAUAAUAACAAUGUAGAAGAAGGGGAAUUGGAACCUUAUAUUGGGGAUGAUGAUGCUGACAAGGGGGGGUAUCAGUCGCCCAAGUCAGUCAACCGUAAGAGAAAGGCAAGUAGUCCUCUGGAGGAGGGAAAGCAGCGUCACGAGUACAUGUCUUCAGCAACUCACAAUCACACAUACCAUGACUUUCCAGACGACCGGAAUAGGAGCGGGAGACUUGGUGGUUAUUCAGAGAGGGACCACAAAAGGCACCCACAGGAGAACCAUGUGUAAAAUGUUGUCUUAUUGCUGAACGCUGUUGAAGGUUGUUUUGGUCAAGCAAAGCUCUAUAAAGCGAGUAUGUUGUUUGCUGACCUGCGAGUAUAUUAUGGAGAGCUUAUAUCUUCAACUGGUCUGGGUUUGAUCUGAAGUGGUGGGUUGCUGCUGGAUUGCUGUGUUGAUUGAAGUCCGUGGUUUUGCAUGGUAUACAUUUUUGGGACAGUAUUAAUCCUCAAUUGGUUGCACAAAAUCUAAUGAAAAUGUUACACUAAUAUUUUUUGUUUGGGAUUUGGGAACAUUCCAUCCCCCCCUAUCCUCCCCUGCAUUUUCUGUCUCCAAUCAUACGUGUUGAAAUAUCCAAGGAGCUGUUGUAUUUUAUGGUAGCUGAGCAAGUUAGCCAAGGACACCUAAGCCUUAAGUACGUAUUUGAUCUGUUUUUGCACACAUUAAUUCAUUUACCAUGUGUAAAAAAAACUUCAUGGACUGGGUACUUCAAAUUGAAAUGGAAAUCGAUGCAGAUCUUAGCGAUCAAUGCACGAGAAGAAUGAAUUG
Cuscuta epithymum is the source of this 2878-nucleotide messenger RNA. Lineage: Eukaryota; Viridiplantae; Streptophyta; Magnoliopsida; Solanales; Convolvulaceae. The record is from the annotation of a GenBank genome assembly.